Molecule: messenger RNA, 3068 nt
Organism: Coccinella septempunctata (seven-spotted ladybird)
Lineage: Eukaryota; Metazoa; Arthropoda; Insecta; Coleoptera; Coccinellidae
Gene: yata
Product: N-terminal kinase-like protein
Exons: 12
Coding region: 111-2525 (804 amino acids)
Biological process (GO): protein phosphorylation
Molecular function (GO): ATP binding; protein kinase activity
Source: RefSeq, a predicted model, not a curated record
CUGUCAACAAUUUCGGAUGAUGAUGGCACUUAGGUUAAGUUUUUAAAUAUUUACAAAUCAGAAGUCUAGAAGAUCAUAAAAUUUUGCAUAAGGGUGCAAUUUAAUUCAAGAUGUGGUCUUUCUUUUCACGAGACCCUUCAAAAGAUUUCAAUUUUGAAGUGGGUGAAAGCUUAUCUAGAUUAGAAGAUAAAAGUAUAUGGAAUUUGCACAAAGGCAAAAGGAAGGGCAGCACUGAAGAAGUAUCGAUAUUCGUUUUUGACAUUAAAAGUAGGUCAGAAAGCCAAUUCGAUAUAGCUAAGUCUGCAGUCAAAAGAUUGAAAACACUUCGACAUCCAAGUAUAUUGACAUACUUGGACAGUUUCGAAUCAGAUAAGGUCAUUUACUUGGCUACUGAACUAGUGGAACCUCUAGCUGUCCAUUUACAGAAACUUGCACUUGAGGGACCACAAAAGGAAUUAUAUGUAGCAUGGGGUGUUUUUCAAAUUACGAGAGCGCUUUCAUUCCUGAAUAAUGAUGGUAAUCUGAGACAUAAUAAUGUCAAUAUAUGGUCAGUACUUGUCAAUGCCUCUGGAGAAUGGAAAUUGGGAGGAGUAGAAUAUGUAUCUACUGCACAAGAUUAUGGUUCACCAGUUUAUAAGAUAUUACCUAGUUUAGAUGUUUAUGAUCCACCUGAAAAAUCUGAUCCUAAUAUGUUGAAGCUUGCCAAUAAAUGUUCCUCUGAUAUGUGGGGUCUUGGUUGCUUGAUAUGGGAAGUCUUCAACGGAUCUUUGAAUACUCAGUCUUCUUUAAGAAUUCAAGAGAAUAUUCCUCAGCAAUUGAGCCAGCUUUAUUGUGAAUUAGUUGGGUCGAACCCUGCUUCCAGACCUAAUCCUGCUGAUAUUAUAACAAGGUGUAGAAAAUUAGGGGGUUAUUUCAAGAAUGAUUUAGUAGAUACUUUGCUAUUUUUGGAGGAGAUACAGAUUAAGGACAAGAAUGAGAAAAACAGAUUUUUCUCAAAUUUAACACCUCAUUUAGAUAAUUUUCCAGACAAUGUAUGUAAACAUAAAAUAUUGCCACAAUUAAUAACAGCUUUUGAGUAUGGAGAUGCAGGGUCAGCUGUUUUAGCUCCAAUGUUCAAGUUGGGGAGGUUAUUAGAUGAAUCAGAAUACCAGAAAAAAAUUGUACCAUGUGUAGUGAAGUUGUUCAGUAGUAAUGAUAGGGUCACCAGAUCCCGUCUUUUACAGCAAUUGGAAUUUUUCAUUGGGCAUUUACAGGCUGGUACAGUAAAUGAACAAAUAUUCCCACAAAUUGCUCAUGGUUUUAUGGACACCAAUCCUACAAUAAGAGAACAGACUGUCAAAUCUGUGAUACAUCUAGCUCCUAAAUUAAGUUAUAACAACCUUAAUGUAGAAGUACUGAGGCACUUUGCUCGGUUACAAUCCAAAGAUGAUCAGGGAGGUAUCAGGACGAAUACCACUGUCUGUUUAGGGAAAAUAGCUCAACAUUUACAUCCUCAAAUCAGACAGAAGGUGCUUAUUUCUGCCUUUAUUAGAGCUAUGAGGGAUCCAUUUCCGCCAGCUAGAACUGCAGGAAUUUUAGCUCUUGCCGCCACACAACAGUAUUAUUUGCUCAAUGAAGUAGCAUUAAGAAUAUUACCAGCUUUAUGUCAGUUAACAAUGGACCCUGAAAAGUCUGUUAGAGACUCUGCUUUUCGCACCAUAAAAGGUUUCCUCGGUAAACUCGAGAAAGUAUCAGAGGAUCCCAGUCUUAGGGAAAGCAUGGAGGCAGACGUUAAUACUGCUACUCCAAGUUUGAGCAAUGCUGCUGCUACAUGGGCAGGCUGGGCUGUGACUGCUGUGACCGCUAAAUUCUAUAGAAGUCAAUCAGAUACUGUGAAGUCCAUGAAUCCAAUGGCUUGCAAAAUGCUCACUAAACCAGCUUCACUUGAGCAACCAUCAAGCAGUAGUAUCUCCACGACCACUUCAAGCGUUACCUCGAUGACUUCCUUAGAACACGAAGAAGGAAGUAGAGGAAAUGAUUCUGUCUCGGAUUACGAUUAUGAUCACUGGGGCGAUAACGAUUGGGGUGACAUGGAGACACAUGGGCAGAUGGCCAGUAGUAGUGGAAGUGGUGGAGGAGAUGGUACCAGUGAUCCAACUAGCCCCCCUUCCCAUUCUGGACAGGGUAAAGUGACUGACGGAUGGGAUAAUGAAGAAUGGGGAAGUUUGGAGGAAGAACAGGAAGCGGAAGGUGAUAUGACAUCUCCAUCAGAAGUGUGGAGUCCUAGUGAUACAACACCAAUUCUACCAGAAAUACAGAGAGAUGUUUCAUCCAAGUCGCCCAAAAGGCAAUCCGGAUCAAUACAAGAUGGGUGGGAUAAAACAGAAUUCGAAUCACUUGAAGAGAAUCCAGGAAGUAACCCAAAACUGGAAGAGGCCAAGAAGAAAAGAGAAGAAAGAAAAUUAAUGAGACAAAAAGAAUUGGAAGCAAGGCGAGCUAGUAAGUCUUUGAGUGGGCCCAUGAAACUUGGCUCUAAAAAAUUAUAAUAUUGAAUAUUUUUAAAUGAUUUGAAUGAAUGAAUCAAGAGACUUAAUACUUAUGAAAAUGAAAUAAAAAAAAUCCAGAGGUAUUUAAUGUUUUGGUUUGGUUUUUUAUAAUUUCGUGUCCAUUUUUAUAACAUUUUCAACUUCCAUAACAAUUUAUAUUUUUCUAUGAAGCUUAUGGCUUUGGAAAACUUUCCAGCCGCUUUUCAAAGCUUUUGUAAAUUCCUCCCAAAUGCAUAUCAGAUAAAAUUGUCAUGAUAAAACGGAAAUUCCUAUUCAUAAGAAUCUAAAGAUUUUGCAUAUUUAAUAUUACUCUUAUGAAUUAUUUUAGGAAUAAGUUUUUUCUAUAAUAAAUAUUAUAUAGGCCUAACAUUGCAUGUGUAUUUAUGUAAAUAAUUUUGUAAAUUUUUAUGUAUAAAAUUACAAAUAUUUUCAUGGAUUCGAAUUAUAUAUAUUAAUAUAACAUUUUAAUUUGUAUAUAAUCAUUUUAUGUAAUUCAUCUCAAUUCUCAGCUUGUUCGAACCAAUAAAACUGAUUAAAAGGUCA